AUGGUCAGCUGUCUACCCCCACCGUACCAUGCGUAUCUUAAUAGAGCGGUAAAGAAGAAAGUCAAAGUUGUGUUCUUCGCUCUUGUAAGGCUUUCUUCAAGUGUUCGCUUUAAAUGAAAUGCUGCUUAUAGCCUUCAAAUAAUACAGAAGUAGCCACAGGAUGCCAGUUAUCCAUGUCGCUGUUCAUCCUCUACCGGGAACUAUCGAUGAACUCCAUGAAAGGCUCAAGGAAAUCGCCGAGUCUAAGGGCAAAACAGGACAUUUCAGCCCCACGGUGGUGCAGCUACUUAAAGAUUGCACCAUCAAACAAAGUGUCAUCGGCCCCCAGCAUGUGGCUUUCCUCUUAGAGGAUGGACAGAUCUGCCGCAUACCUUUUAUGCUAAAUGCUGAUAAGUUGGACUUGAGUAUCAAGGAUGUUCCACUGGAGGAAGAACCCCCAAGUUCGUCUGCCCGUUCUGCUGCACAUGUAGUGCUUCACUCAGUUGGAGGCUCACGUGGUCAGAGUGAUGGCUCCUGGGUGUUGUCGUCAGGGGAGGGGCUUAGUGGAUUGACAGGCCAUCCAAUCAGGUGGGGCUCAGGCCCGGCGGCUGUGUCUUUACGAGCUGCGAGCAGAGCCCCCUCUGCCCGUGGGCGUGGCAGAGUUGUGAGAAGAGGCACGAGAGGGGGCGCUGGCGGCAGUGCCUGGGUACUAGGAUCACGCGCUGUUGUACCUGCUUCUGCUGUACCUGAGGAGCUUGUCUCCCAGGCCCAAGUUGUUCUACAGGGUAAAUCAAGGGCGGCAAUCAUUAGAGAACUGCAGAGAACGAAUCUUGAUGUUAAUCUGGCAGUAAAUAACUUGCUGAGUCGAGAUGAGGAAGAUGGUGAUGACCAAGAAGAAAGCUCCCAGUACCUUCCUGGAGAUGACCUGAUGUCCCUCUUGGAUGCUGGUGUGCAUGUGGAGGACCCAUCUCUAAUAGUUGAUCCGGAUGCGAUCUUCCCAGAAGACAUGCUCUAUAGUCAUCAGUACAGCACCCUACAUCGCCGCAGCUCAGGAGCAGGGCGUGGCAGGCCUGUGGUCGAUAGGGACUCCCCUGGUGUUGGAUCUGAUCGCGAGCGAGAUAGGUCAACUAGAGACAGAGAGCCGUUAAGUCGUGAGCAGUUUGACCGGUGGUGGGGUAGUGUACAUCUGUGUGGUGACCCAGCUGGGAGGUCGUCAGCCAACAAGAUCCCAGCACAAGACAAACCCGUUAACACCGCUAAAGCAUCUGCAAGUGAUCCUGUCACAGUGGCUGGUCAGCUUCAGUGGUGGCCCAGUAUUGACGGAGAAUGCCCAAGAUUUCAGUACAUUGCUGCUAUGCACUCAGAGCUUAUCGCUGUCGGCGUAGAUGGUAGACUCUACCAGUGGCGCUGGCAGGACCCCGCCCCAUCUCCAGGCAUUGGUGCGGCAGGGACUGUUACCUUUCAUCCGCGUGCAAGAGAUCUAGCUCUAGCAGAAGAGAAAGUCAUUGCUAUCGCUGCUUCCUCCAUCAGGGCCUCUGUGUUAACAGAAUCUGGGAAGGUUGCUAGUUGGAUUGAUGACUCUCUAGCACAUGUUGCAAGCAAGCUUGAGCACUCUGCCCAGAGUUUUCCUGAGCUUGCCAACGAUAAAAUAAUGUCCAUUUAUGCUUGUGAUCUCUAUACCUGUGCUCAGACUACAUCAGGGGCUCUCUACUGGUGGGGUGUCCUGCCAUUUGAGCAGAGAAAAAAGCUGUUAGAAAAAGCUAGAGCACGAGCUCGUCGUAACAGGACCACCUUUACAAGCUGCAUAGUUCCUGGAGUCCAAGUGUCCAUGAGGAGUUGCCCCCUGUACCACCCUGGUUCAGUUGGGUUCAACAUCUCCACGGGAGUACCCAGGGUUGGGACCUUGCUGGAAGCAGCCUGGAAUUUGGAUGAGAAGUGCCGAUUCAAGGUGCAAACUUCAGGCACCCAAGAGAUCAUGCCCCCUGUUGAAGAGCAGCUGCCGCCGGAUCACGACAUGCCUGCCAUGCUAGGCCUCAAGCGUAAGAAGGAUGUGAUGUCUGAGUCUGCCAUCGACAGAUCAGUUGAGGAGUGGGAACUCAAGAAUGUCAUCUUUGUUGAAGACAAACAAAAUAUCCCUGUUGGGAAAGUACUUAAGGUUGAUGGUGCUUACGCGGCUGUCAGGUUCCCAGUAAAGGAUAGCAGUAGUAGUCAACCCACCGCACCGUCUGGGAACCCUGUGGAAGAAGCACAGCUCACAGGACAGCUUCUUCAGCUUCUACAGGAAACUAGACUGCUGCGAAAAGAUGAACUACAGUUGGUCAAGUCAUCUGCUGCCAAUAAGAUUCCUGACUGCAUUCAGCGCACACCUAAGGCUCUGUCAGUGCCCACAGGGUGUAAGGUCCUAUCCCUGACGGUGAACUGCAAGGGGGUUCACGUCCUGCUAAAGACAUCUACUGGGGUCCGUUAUGCCCUAUACAGCCUCGCCUCCAGUAAACCAGAGCCAGGUGGUGGCCUGCCUGCAGACUGUGCGUCUUUCCUUGGCCAGCGAGGUAGCCGAGACAUCCAGAUGUACUCAACAGGAUGUGACUCCCUUAUCAUGAUGACCGACACAAAUGGUGCCUUAUUUCCCCUCUCAAGGAACUUUCUUGGGACUAUCAAAGACCCUUCAUGGAUUGAUCUUCCACCAGUGCAGUGUCUUGGUGUUGGAGUUACAUCUCUCCGGCCUGGGCUGGACUGCAAACUGACUGCUGUUGUUGUCAUGGUUUUGGAGCCCCAGAAACUCAUGUCUUAUGUGCUUGCCUGCGACUAUGAGGGAAUUCAGAAGUUUUUGGACUCCUUGGAAGCUUCAUCUGAUAUUCUUGACACCUCAAGUCUUGUAGAAUCAGCCUUACUUGAGCGCUGUGAUGGCAACCGCAACAUUCUGCACACUUGUAUCUCCAUGUGUUUCCCGACGUCAGCUCAUGAGCCAGGUGACCCUUCCUCAGAUCCUCUUACAGGAGGUAGUGCUACCUCUGGUGCUGGCAGUAAGCUAGACUCGAUCAAGGGCGUGGUGGAUGCCCUUGCCUCAGCUGUGGCUGCUGCCGCUGCUGCGGUCCGGUCAAGCAGCAGCGUGUCUGGCGAGUGCUACCUUGCGGACUCUGUCCAUGACACCCCAUCGUCAUCUGCGGCUGGCGCCUCUCAAAGCACCCCACCUGUAAGUAGGGCUGGAGUCAGAGAAGUGAUGCAGCGAGCCUUUUCCUUGGGACUGUCUUCUUCAGGAAGGCUUGAGGGCGAUGAUGAUGCACCUAUCCCUACCCUACACUGGCCACCUGACCCGCCAGGCGACUGUAGAGCGACCAUCCAGCGCAUAUCUCAACAAGUGGAAGACUCGAACAGUGAAGAGCUCCCACCUCUUGCCUCCUCCACGCCUGCUGGGCCGUCAUCUGCAAGCACAGAGGAGCCUCUUACCAAACAGGCAAAGGCUCUGAAAUGCUUGCGUCUACUGUGUGACAGUAAAGCACUUGCUCCAUUCCUGCUCCAGCUCCUGUCUGCAAAGGACGCAAAUGGAGGGACUCCAUUUAUGGCAGCAGUUAAGGGACGUGCUUACCAGGCCGCACUCUGCCUGUUUACCACAGCCCAACGGCUUGCCACGGGAGCUGAUGGAGUGGUGGACAAGGAGAUUCUGAUGACGAUGGUGUUCCCUUCUGACGGACAUCCUGACUCCUCUCCCCUGCAGGUCCUCUGCUGCAAUGACACGUGCUCCUUCACAUGGACUGGGACCGAGCACAUAAACCAGGACAUCUUUGAGUGCCGCACGUGUGGCCUGACGGGCUCCCUGUGCUGCUGCACGGAAUGUGCGCGAGUUUGCCAUCGUGGUCAUGACUGCAAGCUGAAGCGUACAUCACCCACAGCUUACUGUGAUUGUUGGGAAAAAUGCAAAUGCCGAGCCCUCAUCCCAGGCUCCCAAGUGGCGCGGUCACAACUCCUUAGCAGGUUGAUCAGCGACACAGACCUUGUGACCAGGCCUAAUGCAAGGGGCGAGCACCUUCUGCUGUUCUUGGUCCAGACUGUAUCUCGACAAGCCGUAGAACAGAGGCAACAUCACCCCCACCGAGCCAAUGACACACGCCCCAAGACCAAGAGCAAGACUAUUGGUACAUGCGCUACCACUAACCCCCUGCCCGACCAUGAUCUCGACCCACCGCGAUUCGCUCGUACAGCAUUGGAGCUGAUCAUGCAGGACUGGCGCGCGGUCAAGGCUAUGAUCAUGGAUGGCUGCUGCGAUGUUACUAGACAUGCGGCAGAGGGUCACCCAGACGCCUCCUCUGCAUACAUGCUCACUGGGGAGGAGCAAGAAGAACAUUUGUCCGAGCAAGAUAGAGCUGUCCGGCUGGAUGCCUUCACUCACUUCCUGAUCGCCAAGUGCACCUCUGAGAUGCUGGACUAUCUGCUCGCCACACUGGUCUCUGCUGUCAAGUCUUCGACAGACCCAAACAAUUCUGAAGAAGCUCGGAUUGCUAAACGAUUUAUACGAUCGGUAGCCCGAGUCUUUGUAGUCAGAGCCUCCGAGAUGCCUCCGUCUACUGUAAAGAGAAGACCGAGCUUCAUGCAGCCGCUGGCCAAGUGCAGACUUGUAUUCCAUACUCUCAACACUCUGGCGGUCCCUGAGCUGGUGAAAACAGCUGACUCAUUGUUAGCCCCAGUCCGCCUGGGCGUGUGUCGUCCCUCCCAGCCCUUCUCCCUCAUAACGUCAAACAUCGAGGCCACUCAGGCGAGCGAGGAGCUCUUCUCUGUGGAACCUUUGCCUCUCAAGUCUCCAUCUUCUGCCACUAGUGAGGACGCAGACCCCCAUGAGCGGCCCUCCACCCAUAGGCACAGGGGCACUAGACACCGCCGCCGCCAGGCACGCCUUGUAGGGCAGGAGCAUGCUGCUGCUAGCAGUGUGUCCCAUCAUGCACCUGGCGGGGGUGCUGUGGUGGAUGCCGAUGAUGUGGAGGAGGAGGCAGCGGACGACGAGCUGGGUAGCGGGGCUGCUGGUAAUGAAUCAGACAUGGACCUCGAUCUUUUGGCUGAGAGUGACAGCGACAGUGAUGAUAGCAAUGUUGGAGAAACCGAACGCCGCAGUCGUGUCCCAGGCUCCCUCAUUGGCUCUGACAGUGCAAGCCAGGGUGACCAUGGGGACUUUUACAGCGAGGAGGAGUCAUCCACUGGGGAAGAUGAGGAAGAGGAAGAAGAAGAUGAUGCAGAAAUGCAUGAUAGGGAUGACAACGAUGGUGGGCAGGAGAACAUGGUGGAGGUACCUAGUCGAGCAGCGGCUGCAACAGCCUCUGAGCCCUCCCGGUCCUCCCCUCAUGUUAUGCAGUGGGCGAUCCGCCCCAACCAGCCCCGCAGUACGGGAACUAGCCUGGCUACUGCCCAGACCUCCAAUGCAUCAGGGUUUAUCUAUAUGGACUCAGGGACACUGCGGCGGACUGGCGCAAGCAAUGGGGCAUCGGCAGCAACUGGGGCCAAUGACCUGACUGGGACGCCAACAACUGAUCGCAUGGGGAACUCCACCAGUGCGCUUGCGAGAGCAUUUGGCAUUGUUGUUCGAGAGAUAACGGACCUCCUACGUAACGCCAACCCUCAGUCCACACUACCACCCACAUUCCUUACCCCAACCCCAGCCACUGUUCGAGAGUGCUGUAGCCUGGUGGACUGGGGGCUGCAGCCUUGCUGGGAGUGGAUGGAGACUGUGUUAGACUGCACCGAGUCUCAGCUGAGGUUUGGACUCUCCCUGUCUGCCGCUACCGACUCCACUCACCCGUCUCACCCCCUACAUGAUCCACACCCAAAGACCGCCUCCAAGGACCGGCGAGUAAGGGAGGACGCAGCCAUCCUCAGGUCCUGGGAGAGUAAGAGGCGAAGACGUCAAGUGACGCCAAGUGUGAGUACCCCGGAUGCUGGUCGCCAGGACUUCCUCCAGUAUGUGCUGUCGCUGCUACGGGGCCAGUGUAACGAACAUGGAGACACGCUGCCUAAACUAGACGUGUCUGCCCUCCGUCAUGUUGCAUAUGUCCUGGACGCGCUGAUCUACUACCUGCGCAACAACCCCCAGGCCAUGUCACAGUGGAACGUCUCCAGUGCCUCUCCACCCACUUCCAUCACAUGUACAAGCAGUGUUGUCCCGGAAGUGGGAGAACCGGACGAGGAAGGGAGUGAGGAUAUCGAGGAUGAGGAUUGCUCGCGGAGAGAUGACGAGUACGACGAUGACACGGAGGCUGUGGAAGACGAGCCCAUGCCGACACCGCCUCCUCCUGGAUCCCUGCACAGGUAUUUCGUGCGUACGGAUUCCACCACUGUGCUUGGAUGUGAGCCGCCUGACCCGUUUAACACACCACUGGAGGAGGCGUUACCCCUGGCGUGCCAGCCACACCUGCUCCAUCCUAAUGCGCGCAGGGAGCAGCUGUUUGGCGCAGGCCAGGAUCGCCACAAAGGCAAGCAAGCGUCACGCACUAUGGCCCUGUCACGGCCUGACGUGACGGUCACGCAAGCAGGUGUGACAGAGAAGAGUGAUGGUGCGGGGGAUACAGAAAUGAGAGAUAAGGAAGCACAAGCCUCUACGUCCGCUAGUGCCCAAGCCUCCACUUCCGCCAGUACUCAGACCACCACGUCGCCUACCCAGUCCCCCUCGUCAGCUAGUGCCCAGCCCUCGUCGUCCAUUCAUGGCGGCACGUCAGCCAACUCGUUACUAGGCCGGUGGCGCCUGUGCGUGGAGCUCUUUGGCCGAGUGUUCCUUGAGGACGUUGGGUCCGAGCCUUCUUCUGUUCUUGGUGAGCUCGGCAGAUUUGACGUGAAUGAGACCAAGUUCAGGCGGGAAAUGGAGAGACUGAGAAACUCAGCCCAACGUGACAUGAAUAUAGAGGUUGAGCGAGGUCGCGCCACCAUCAUCCAGCAGUCGUUCCGUCAGCUCAAUAAUCAGUUCGGCCGCCGUGGCCCAAGGUCACGUCCAAUGACCAUCCACCGGGUAAAAGUCUCCUUCAAGGACGAGCAGGGGGAGGGGAGCGGAGUGGCGCGUAGCUUCUACACGGCGCUCAGCGAAGCUCUGCUAUCAGGAGAAAAACUGCCGCCCCUGGACACGUGUCAUAAAGGUACAGUCCAGCGUCUACGCCGCGCCCUGUCCUCCUACCGACACAAGCGCCGUGACCACCGUGACAGGGAGUCACGCCGCACGCUGUCUGCAGAUGCCAGGCCAUUCUACUGUAGCGGCACACCUAGCACUGAUGGGGAUGACACGGAUGGUGACCCCCUACCCUACCACCGCCAGUCGCUAGGCGAGAGAUUGUACCCCCGCGUACAUGCCCUUAAACCGGCUCUCGCCAGCAGGAUCACGGGGAUGCUGUUAGAGCUGUCACCAGCUCAGCUCCUCCUCCUCCUCGCCAGUGAGGACACCCUGGUUCAGCGCGUGGACGAGGCUGUUGACGUCAUCAACGAAGCCAAGAAUUUAAGCAAAGAGCCUGCGGAGGAAGAGUCCGUGGCUUCUGCCCCGGUCAGUGAGCAAGAGGAGUCCGCUGAGGAGCACACCCCGCUUUUCUAUCAGCCUGGCAAGGCGGGCUACUACUCGCCCAGACCCGGCCAGUACACGGACGACCGGCUCAACUGCUACAGGAACGUUGGAAGGAUUAUCGGCCUUUGUUUACUCCAGAACGAGCUGUGCACGCUGACAUUCAACAGACAUGUUAUCAAGUUUAUCCUCGGACGGCGGGUCGGAUGGCACGACUUAGCGUUCUUCGAUCCCGUCCUAUACGAGAGCUUACGACACUUGCUAGCGCUCGCUGAGUCACCGGACGCGGAGCAGAAAUUCCACACUCUCGACCUGACCUUCAACAUCCACCUGACACCUGAGGAAGGGGGGGCACUUGUCGACCUGAUGAGGGGGGGGAAGGACGUGGCGGUGACGGCAUCCAACGUUCAGGAGUACGUGCGCCUGUACGCAGACUAUCGGAUGGUCACUAGCACCAAGAGGGCCUUACAGAGCAUGCGUGAAGGUGUACUGGAUGUGAUCCCAUCGUCUUCGCUUGAGUGUCUUACGGCCGAGGACUUCCGGUUGCUGCUAAACGGCUGCGGCGAGAUAAGUGUACAACAACUGAUGUCCUAUACCUCUUUCAACGACGAGACUGGCGGAGCUGGCGCAGAAAAGCUGUUAAAGUUCAAAAAGUGGUUCUGGUCCAUCGUUGAGAAGAUGAGCAACACCGAGAGACAAGACUUGGUGUAUUUCUGGACGUCCAGUCCCGCGCUGCCAGCCAGCGAGGAGGGUUUCCAGCCCAAGCCAUCCGUCACCGUCAAACCUGCGCAUGACCACCAGCUGCCGACCGCUAACACGUGUAUCAGCAGGCUCUACAUGCCGCUGUACUCAUCGCGGGCUAUCCUAAAGAGCAAGCUUCUCCUUGCUAUCAAGACCAAGACAUUUGGCUUUGUCUAGACUGCCAGGGAACUCCGCUGACCAGACACCCAAGUAAGGUCAGUGCCAGCUGACCAAAAGAAUGGGCUCAAGCCAAUCCGCUGACCAGAUUGGUGCCCGACGAGGUUCUAAGCCGAUUCGUUGAGAUUUGUUUAUCAAUCUUAAAAGACGCUUGAAGAAGUUCGCGUUAUGUUUACUCGCUAUGGCGACCAGAGACUAGAAACAAAACUAGAAACCUGCCCGUGAAGCUUCAAAAGAUCGGAGUGAAGACUAUCGACAAGUUACCGAAACGAUCUCGGGAACCCGAGCGACCGCCGAUAUGCUUACGAAUGCUUAUUGACACAAAGACAAGCAACGUUUCUGUUCUGUGUGUAAAUUGAAUAAACUCAUUUUGUAUGAUCUCCCUCUUGCGUAAGGUUGUGCUACGCGUUCUUUCCAAGAUUAUUUUUUGCACAACAUUUGUUGCACGGAACACAAAUGGUUGUUUGUUGUUGUUGUUGUUUUUUUUUCUUUUUUCCUGGAAACUCUGAGACAUGAAAUAUGGCUCUCCGCCUUUUUUACUCGACGCUCUUGAGCCGGUAAGGGGUAUGUACAUUUUUCUAGAAAAUAUUCUAAACCUGUGACAAAUGUAUACUCCCUUUUGAUGGUUUUCGUGAUUAUUUUUUAUUGCAAACUUAUGUAUACUAAAGUAUAAUGUUAAAUAGUAUAAUGUCUAAACUAUGCUGAUUUAAGUGCUUGAUUUUUUAUUAUUUUUCCCGCUUAUGGCGGAUCUAGAAUAUUUCAUGGGGUGGUUCGAUUUAUCGAAACCAUGAAAGCUUUCCAAGUCCCAUCAUUUUGCUUAUAAGGCUUUGUUCUUUUAAACCAACGUAACCACCCCUGGAUCCGCCACUGUUUCUAUUAAUUUACUAUUAAAAUUAAUUACUAUUGAAAAUGGAAGGCCACUUGAAUAAACUCUCUGGAAAGGUUUAAGUUUAGAAUACUUUAACAUAUGAGCUAGUCACCUCUACGCAUUCGAUCUGACCUCCUGUCACGCACACCAAGGGCAUACCUCACAGUCCAUAACGACUGCACACCUUUGUAACAGGUCUCGUGAGUAAUGAUUCCCUUAUGCCAUAGCAAGAUGCAUAGUCUGAAGGGGGGAAUGGGGAUAGACUAGAUGGUGAUACCUAGCAUCCAAGCGGAUGAAUUGAGAUACGUAUAACAGGGUCGGAUCUAGGGGCCCCGGCUCCUUUUUCUGUAAUUUGGCUCGAAAAUAACAAGAAAUAUAACGAAAUCCACGGAAGAACAAUGGGUCCCCCCACAGUUUUCUCGAAACCGGUGCUUCGCCCCCUCCCCUCCCUUUGGAUCUCCUGGGUCCCUCCCCCCCGUUUAAUUACAAUAAUAUGAAAUAUAAUAUGUUAUAUUAUAUGCAGUCUGUAAAGGUAAAAAAAACAUCCUAAAGAUAAUAAAUAUUUCUAAAAAUA
This is a messenger RNA of Nematostella vectensis (starlet sea anemone), 9861 nucleotides long. RefSeq names its product E3 ubiquitin-protein ligase UBR5-like. Lineage: Eukaryota; Metazoa; Cnidaria; Anthozoa; Actiniaria; Edwardsiidae. Gene Ontology annotation, cellular component: nucleus. Gene Ontology annotation, molecular function: RNA binding; zinc ion binding; ubiquitin binding. Gene Ontology annotation, biological process: protein polyubiquitination; DNA damage response; regulation of double-strand break repair. The coding region runs from base 161 to 8419 and encodes 2752 amino acids. The record is from RefSeq and is a predicted model, not a curated record. The transcript is spliced from 46 exons.